Messenger RNA from Aspergillus puulaauensis, 921 nucleotides. RefSeq names its product 4-nitrophenylphosphatase. Gene Ontology annotation, molecular function: phosphoglycolate phosphatase activity; alkaline phosphatase activity. The coding region runs from base 1 to 921 and encodes 306 amino acids. The transcript has 5 exons. The record is from RefSeq and is a predicted model, not a curated record. Lineage: Eukaryota; Fungi; Ascomycota; Eurotiomycetes; Eurotiales; Aspergillaceae.
AUGACCGUACCCCGCUACCUGUCCGGCGAUGCUGCGGGCAUUCGCGAAUUCUUGGAUAAGUUUGAUGUAUUCCUGUUUGACUGCGACGGCGUACUGUGGUCCGGUGAUCACGUUUUCCCAGGGACAGUCGAGACUCUAGAGUUGCUGCGAUCAAAUGGAAAGCAAAUCGUAUUUGUUACGAACAAUAGCACCAAGUCGCGAGCGGAUUAUAAGAAGAAGCUAGAGGCAUUGGGCAUUCCGGCUACCACGGAAGAAAUCUUCUCAUCCUCCUACAGCGCCUCGAUUUACAUCUCCCGCAUCCUCGACCUCCCACCAAACAAGCGCAAGGUCUUCGUCCUCGGCGAAACCGGCAUCGAGCAGGAACUCCACUCUGAGAAUGUCCCCUUUAUCGGCGGCACAGAUCCCUCGUUCCGGCGAGACAUCAACCCGGAGGAUUACAAGCGUAUCGCCGCAGGCGAUGAAUCCCUACUGGACCCAGAAGUCGGGGUCGUCCUUGUUGGGUUGGAUUUCCACCUGAACUAUCUGAAGCUCUCGCUAGCAUACCACUAUGUGCGACGCGGAGCGGUGUUUCUGGCGACGAAUAUCGACUCGACGUUGCCGAAUUCGGGGACUUUCUUCCCCGGUGCGGGAUCUAUGAGUGCGCCAUUGAUUUUCAUGCUGGGGAAGGAUCCGGUGUCGCUUGGGAAGCCGAACCAGGCGAUGAUGGAUGCAAUUGAGGGCAAGUUUCACUUUGAUCGGAGCCGUGCGUGCAUGGUUGGGGAUCGCGCGAAUACUGAUAUCCGGUUCGGGCUGGAGGGGAAGCUAGGUGGGACUUUGGGGGUUCUUACAGGUGUUAGUAGCAAGGAGGACUUUGUCGAUGGGCCUACUCGACCGGCGGUGUACCUGGAUAAACUUUCGGAUCUUCUUCACGCUGCGAAAUGA